Stylonychia lemnae is the source of this 1227-nucleotide messenger RNA. Lineage: Eukaryota; Ciliophora; Spirotrichea; Sporadotrichida; Oxytrichidae. The record is from the annotation of a GenBank genome assembly.
AUGAUUGAGGACCUUUAGACAACGUUAAAGAUCAAUAAAGGCAUAAUCAAAAACCUAAUAGAUUAAAAGAAGGGGCUUAAUUAGGUUAUCGAAUACACAUUCAAUCAGUUGAAUCAUGAGAAUGAAUUAUUGGAGAACAAAUUAAAGAGGAUUUAGGAGGAGCGAGAUUCACUAUAGGCAAGAAUGCUGAUUUUACAACAAAUAGUCGAGGACACAAAGGAUAAGGAAGAUGAUGUAGCCGAGAUGUUCAAGGAUGAGAUUGAAGAGUUAAAGGAGAAUUUAGAGCGAAAGGAAUACUUGCUGCAGGUCAAUGAGCAGAGAUAUGGCGAAUUUGAGAAAAUUUUGAUAGACAUCGCUGAAUAAGACACCAGUGUGAGGAAAAGACUUGCUGAUCUCAAUUUAGUCCCAAAAGACCGUAAAAUUUCAAACGUCAUUUUAGAGAAUACAAACUAUAAACAGUAAGUAGAGGAACUUAAAUAUGAAAAUGACAAGUUGAGAGACCACAUUGAUUAAAUUGUGAGUUAGGCCCAUGGUAUGACUAUGAAUUAGGAAGAAUUAAGUAUAUUUUAGACUAAAAAUCCUCAUAAUAUGCCAAAGCUUGACCUCAACAAGCUAUAGAGGCAAGAGUCAGAUUAAAGGGACUAUAUUAAGAAGUUAGAGCAGUCAGUUCAGUAUCUGAACGAUAAAAUCACCAAGAUUAGAAUAGAUUAUAAAAAUCUCAAAAAGGAGAAUCAAAACCUUAAGGAUAGCAAUGAGAAUCAUAUUUUCAUUAAUGAAAAGCUCAAUCAAGCAUUGAAAAAGUCAUCUUAAAGAAUCGAGGAUUUAGAAAAAAGACUUGACGGGAAAGUUAGCUCAAGGGAUAAUGCCCCUUCAAAAGAGGAAAACUAGAGUAAACAAGGCUCAACCGAAGGUUAAUAGAUUGAAAUGAUUGACAGUAAAAAGUAAUAAAGUAAGGAGUCAACUUUAGAAUCUAACACAAGUCAGAAGACUACAACAGUAUUGUAACAAAAGGGACCAGUAAUGGGUGGUAUGAAAUUAGACGAAAAAGCACUUAAUUAUGAGUCCUCUUUUGGAGAUGUUAGCAGUAUUAUGAUAAUGCCAGACCAAAUGUAUAACAACUUCAAUCUCCUAGAAGAUGAGAAUGAGGGGUAGGAACCUUAAAAGCAAAACCCUCCUCAGGUAUAAUAGACAAGCAGCAACGGGAGAAUAGCUGCAAGAAAGCAAUGA